This is a messenger RNA of Wasmannia auropunctata (little fire ant), 1562 nucleotides long. RefSeq lists its product as uncharacterized. Gene Ontology annotation, biological process: DNA integration. The record is from RefSeq and is a predicted model, not a curated record. The annotation marks the transcript as partial. Gene Ontology annotation, molecular function: nucleic acid binding. Lineage: Eukaryota; Metazoa; Arthropoda; Insecta; Hymenoptera; Formicidae. The transcript has a single exon.
AUGUUGCAUAAUCGCCUACAAAGUUGGGCGUAUUUCUUGUCCGGUUAUUGUUACAAAAUUGAAGUAGUAAAAUCACGGGCAAAUGGAAAUUGCGACGCAUUAUCUAGAUUACCGAUUGACGAUAGCACAUUAAUUUUUGAAACCGAAUAUACACACAUUAAUUUCAUAGAAGAAGAGUGUCCUAUGUUAGAUUUUCAAGCUGUAAAACAAGCACUCAGUCACGAUAAACUUUUGAGGAAAAUAGUCACAUAUAUUCAAACAGAGUGGCCUGAAGUCUCGAAACUAACCGAAAUAGAGAAAAGCUAUUACAACAAGCGUCAUGAAUUGAAUUAUGAAAACGGUUGCCUAUCUCGUGGACACAGAAUCGUAAUUCCAGAAAUUUUGCAAAAUCAAAUUUUAAAAUCGAUUUAUUCCUCUCACUUAGGAAUAGUUAAAAUGAAACAUAUUGCACGUAAUUAUUUCUGGUGGCCUCAUAUUGAUGUUGACAUAGAAAAUUUAGCUAACUCUUGUUCUAAUUGUCUUGAAGCAAGACCUUAUCCUACCAAAACACCAUUAACCCCCUGGUUAUGGCCUAGUCAUCCAUGGUCGCGAAUACACAUGGACUUUGCUAAAUUUUAUGAUUGUAUGUUUUUAAUUAUAGUCGACGCUCAUUCCAAAUGGCCUAUUGUAAUUAACAUGAAAAACGAUACUACUGCGAGAAAUCUGAUUAAAGAGUUAGAUACGAUUUUUGCUGAUAAGGGCUAUCCAAGUCACAUAGUUAGCGACAAUGGAACGCAAUUUACGAGUGAUGAAUUUGCAGCUUAUCUGAAACAAUUUCGCAUUAAACAUACCUUUUCCGCACCAUUUUACCCAGCCACCAACGGCGCAGCGGAGAAUUUCGUAAAAACUUUCAAAGAUAAGGUAAAGAAAAUAAUGAAAGAUGGUCAUUCACUAGACUUCUCCGUGAACAGAUUCCUAGCAGACUACCGUAACACACCACACUGUUCUACAAAUGUACCACCAGCGCAAUUAAUGUACAAGCGACAACUAAAAACUAGAUUUGAUCUGAUUAACUGCGACACACGUCGAACAGUAGAAGACAAUCAAUUUAUUCAACAACGCUCUACACAUGGUAAGAGGCGUAUAGAACUCCAAAAAGGUGAUAUUGUAUAUGCUAAAGACUAUCGUAAAGAUACUCCUAAUAACGCGCGAGCGAUUAUAGUUAAACAAUUGUCACCGAUUAUGUACACGUUACAGUUCGCAGACGGUUUCACAACUAAACGCCAUGCAAAUCAAAUUGUAAGUUCAGCGUUAAAGCCAGUUCCAAAAAGAGGGGACUCGGAAGCGCCUAUCGUAGAUUCUCUUCGCGAUAUCAACACAUGCAACGGGCGAAACAAAUCUGCGAAGUGUAACAGCCAAAAGUGUCAAAGUGCAACUACAAGUGUUGGCAAGGAUUUAAGUGAAAAAGUGAAGCGAAAAAAAGAUACCAGUAAUGUGCUUGUUACUCCGAGACGAUCGCCUAGAUUAGCGAAUAAAUCGCCCCAUACUCAAUCUAAAAAGAGGGGAGUUGUAAUGUAUGCGAA